AACUUAUUGAGACGCACCCCUUAGCGGUGUCUGUGAUGUUUCAUCAAUGCAGUGUUUGCGAACUUCUGCAGGCGCACGAGCGGGAAUCUGACAUAGAAAAAGUGCAUCAUGUCACGUCCCAAUACUGCCUCCCCCAAGCCUGCCAUGGGCCACUCCAAACACUCUGGUAGUGGAGGGCUCAGGGGAAAAGGGCUGAAAGACAUACGCAUCGAUGAAGAAGUUAAGAUUGCUGUGAACAUCUCCCUUGAAAGGUUUCAGUACAGUGAGCAAAAAGAAAUUGAGUUUCCUUCCUCCCUGUCCAGUACUGAGAGGGCCUUCAUCCAUCGCUUUGCGCAGUCCCUGGGAUAUAUCUCUAAAAGCAGAGGAAAAGGAUCAAGCCGCACCCUCACUAUCAGAAAGAAGGAUGGCUCAGAGACGGCCCAGUCUAUCAUGACUUUCAACCUUUCCCACAAUUCCAAGCAUGUGGUGCGCAGCUUGCUGCAGAGGUUCCCCAUCACCAACAAGGAGUGCAGAGACCUACUGCCUCACACUGAGAGAGGCCUGUCUGUGGCCAUGGAGGCUGAGAGCAGCCGUGACAAGAACAGGACCAGCGGGCGGCUCAACAAUGGCAUCCCCCAGGUGCCCAAGAGGAGGGGCCCGUCUGAGCUAGACUUCUUCCGCCGCUCACUGCCUGUGUACGAGCGCCAGGAGGAGAUUGUCCAGGUCAUCAAAGACAACCGUGUGGUACUAGUGGUGGGGGAGACCGGCUCGGGGAAAACUACACAGAUCCCACAGUUCCUCCUGGACGACUGCAGCCGAAAUGGGAUCCCCUGUCGUAUCUUCUGCACGCAGCCCCGGCGUCUGGCUGCCAUCGCUGUGGCGGAGCGGGUUGCAGCAGAGAGAGGGGAGAGCAUCGGUCAGACCAUUGGCUACCAGAUCCGCCUGGAGAGCAGAGUUUCUCCUAAGACGCUGCUGACCUUCUGCACCAGCGGAGUCCUGCUGAGAACACUGAUGGCUGGAGACGCCACAAUGUCCACUGUUACUCAUGUCAUUGUGGACGAGGUUCACGAGCGGGACAGCCUAAGUGACUUCCUGCUGAUCAAGAUGAGGGACAUGCUCCAGACGAUGCCAAAUCUGAAGCUCAUCCUGUCCAGCGCUGCCCUGGACGUGGAGCUGUUCCUCCGCUACUUCAGCUCCUGUCCCGUCAUCCACAUCAAAGGAAGACCAUUUGAGGUGAAGCAACUCUUCCUGGAAGACAUCUUGAAGACAACGGGUUAUGCAAACAAAGACAUGAUGAAAUACAAAAAGAAGAUUCAGAGGGAGGAGAAGCAGCAGACGUCCCUGACAGAGUGGUGUAAGGUCCAGGAGGGCGGCUCCCGCCAGGAGCCCCAGAGGGAUAAGACCUCAGCCUCCUGUGUCCUCCAGGAGAACGACCUGCUGGAUGAUGGAGGGGACAGUGUCUUCAACCAGCUGAAUGAGAAAGAUGUGGCGUCAUUGGACCCGUGGCUGCUGAAGGAGAUGGAUGCCUGCAUCUCAGACAUCUUCCUCAACCAGGACGCUGAUGCCUUCAUCCAGCUCUUCAAUCUCAUCCUUAGUGAGAACGUCAGCGUGGACUACAUGCACAGUGAGACAAGCGCCACUCCCCUCAUGGUGGCAGCAGGUCGAGGCUUCCUCAGUCAGAUUGAGCAGCUGCUUAGUAUGGGAGCCAGCGUCAGAAUCAAGGCCUCCAAUGGCUGGACAGUACUGGACUGGGCCAAGCACUUCCAGCAGGCAGAGGUGGUGGACCUACUAGAUUCCUACCUCUCAUCCCUGGAGGCGGGGAAGCUGGACGAGUGGUCCCUAGUGCAGGCAGCCACCACAGAGAUGAGCCCGGAGGACCAGGAGCUUCUCAAGGAAUACCACCACAGCUUUGAUGACGAGAGGGUGGACCUGGACCUCAUCAUGCACCUGCUGCAAAACAUCUGCACCAGCUCUGAGGAAGGUGCGGUGUUGAUCUUCCUCCCCGGAUACGAUGAAAUAGUGGGUCUGAGGGACCGUAUCCUGUACGACGAUAAAAGAUUUGCAGACCACUCCCAAAGAUACCAGGUCUUCACACUCCACUCCAACAUGCAGACCUCCGAUCAGAAGAAAGUGCUGAAGAACACCCCUGCUGGGGUCCGGAAAAUAAUUCUCUCCACCAACAUCGCAGAGACGAGUAUUACCGUCAACGAUGUGGUGUUUGUCAUCGACGCAGGAAAAGUUAAAGAGAAGUCCUUUGAUGCCCUGAACAACGUGACCAUGCUAAAGAUGGUGUGGAUCUCCAAGGCCAGUUCUCUGCAGAGGAAGGGCAGAGCUGGGCGUUGCCGACCAGGGAUCUGCUUCCACCUCUUCAGUCGCCUCCGCUUCAACAACAUGCUGGAGUACCAGGUCCCCCAGCUACUGAGGAUGCCCCUGCAGGAACUGUGUCUCCACACCAAGCUGCUGGCCCCCAUCUCUUGUCCCAUCGCUGAAUUCCUAUCUAAAGCACCCGAACCACCUCCCAUCCUCAUCGUCAAAAACGCAGUGCAGAUGCUCAAGACCAUAGACGCCAUGGACCCGUGGGAGGACCUGACGGAGCUGGGCUACCACCUGGCUGACCUGCCUGUGGAGCCCCACCUAGGCAAGAUGGUUCUGUGUGGUGUGGUGCUCAAGUGCCUGGACCCCAUCCUGACCAUCGCCUGCACGCUGGCCCACCGCGACCCCUUCGUGCUGCCCUCCCAGGCCUCCCAAAAGAGGGCAUCCAUGCUGUGCCGGAAGCGCUUUACUGCAGGGACCUUCAGCGACCACAUGGCCCUGCUCCGAGCUUUCCAGGCGUGGCAGAAGGCCCGCAGCGAUGGCUGGGAGAGGUCCUUCUGUGAGAAAAAUUUCCUGUCCCAAGCCACCAUGGAGAUCAUCAUAGGGAUGAGGACCCAGCUGCUAGGACAGCUCCGAGCCAUAGGCUUUGUGCGGGCGCGGGGCGGCGGAGACAUCCGCGACGUGAACCUGAACUCUGAGAACUGGUCAGUGGUGAAGGCAGCCCUGGUGGCCGGGAUGUACCCCAACCUGAUCCAUGUGGACCGUGAUAGCUGCUCCCUCUCCGGGGCCAAGGAGAAGAAGGUCCGCUUCCACCCCACCUCCAUCCUCAGCCAGACACAGCCCCACAAGAAGAUCCCCCCAGCCAAUGGCCAGGUGGCGGCCAUCCAGUCCCUGCCCACCGAUUGGCUGAUCUAUGAUGAGAUGACGCGAGCACAUAGGAUAGCUAGCAUCCGCUGCUGCUCUGUGGUCUCCCCAUUCACUGUAGCCAUCUUCGGGGGCUGUGCCAAACUGCCCAGCACAGCCCUACAGGAACCUGCCAUUCAGAAAGAUGACGUGGUGAAUGAGAGCAGUGACAGUGAGAUGGAGGAUCGCUCCACAGCCCACCUGGCUCAGAUGAAGAUUGACGAGUGGCUCAACUUCAAACUGGACAGAGAGAUGGUGGGUCUGGUGUUCCAGCUGAGGCAGAAGUGGCACAGUCUGUUCCUGAGGAGGAUCCGCUACCCCUCCAAGCCCUGGUCCCAGCUGGAUGAGAACACCAUACGGGCCCUGGUUUCUGUGCUGGGGGCUGAGGAUCAGACUGCGGGGCUGCAGCAGCCCACAGGAAUUGGCCAGAGGCCCCGACCCAUGUCCUCUGAGGAGCCCCCCCAGACCUCCUCCUGGAGGACUGCCAACAGCAGGAGGACCUCCGGCCCCACAGCCAGCACCGACGACGAACUCUUUAUCCCCACCCCCUCACAAAAAGCCACAGACAGGUCUUCCAGACUGUCCCCUGCCUCCAGACUGUCCCCUGCCUGGGCCCUCCUGCAGCCCAAAGUCUCCCAUGGCAGCAGGGACAAGUGCUCCGAGCUCCCCACAGAUGACCACUCCUCCACCACCAAUUCUCCUGAAUCUGCUUCACUCUGCCUCCGCAGCCCCUGUGCCAGCCCCUCCCCCACCUCAUCGGGAAAGUGCUCCAAGUCUCCAUCCCCGCGGCCAGGAGGUGUGACGGUGCGUUACUUCAUCAUGAAGAGUAGCAACCUGAGGAACAUUGACAUCUCCCAGCAGAGAGGAAUCUGGUCUUCCACGCCCAGCAACGAGCUCAAACUCAACAGAGCCUUCCUGGAGAGCAGCCAGGUUUUCCUGGUCUUCUCUGUCCAGGGCUCCGGACAUUUCCAGGGCUAUGCACGGAUGAUGUCGGUCAUCGGACAGGAGCGCUGUCAGGACUGGGGCUCCACAGGGCUGGGGGGGGUCUUCAGUGUGGAGUGGACCCGGAAGGAGAGCCUGCCCUUCCAAUAUGCCCAGCAGCUGCUCAACCCCUGGAACGACAACAAGAAAGUGCAGAUCAGCAGAGACGGACAGGAGUUGGAGCCUCAGGCUGGGGGCCAGCUGCUGCUGCUGUGGGAGACUCUCAGGGAAACCACAGCAGCUACCACAGCAACACAAGGUACAACAGGCCCCAUCUUUAUCAUCAGAUAACCAUAGGUUACACACAACAUGACUCCAGAAAUAUAAUUUGCAGUGUUUAAGGAAAUCAGACAAAAUAACUCCUCACUCUUGGACAGACCCAUUUCUUAAUUUAAAAUGCACCAAACUUUUGUUUAAUUUUACGCAGCUUUGGCCUGUUCUUUUGCUAUGCCCAUUUGAUUAUUUUUUUAUUAAAUACUAUUACCAGUUGGCAAUGUGGUCAUUAAAUGUAUUUUCUCCCUCUUUACCUAUGAGAGAUUGCACUGCUUGGACUGACCUUGAGGUCCUCACCAUUUGACUUGGCUAUGUAGUAUUAUAACAGAUUGAAGACAGUAUUAUAACAGAUCGAGGGCUAGUUUUGUUCCUGAAUGUGUUUUGAACCACUUCCGUAGCCACUUCUUAACAACCAGUUACACAAUGUGCAUUCUAUUUGGUGUUUUUUCAGUAACUGGGGUUUAUGUUCAGCUUUUCAGAUGCAAUAUUGUUAUUAUGUUCAUGUUCAAGAAUGUCUGAGUGCAGAAAUAUGUGUUUACAUGAAGUGGCCUCACGAAGAAAGGUCUGUUCUGUUUGUUUUUAAUAAUCUGGAUAAUACAGUUUAUAAGGAGACUGACAUCUACCCUAACUCACAGUGAAGUAUAUGGGACUAUGGAAGAGAGGAAGUGUUCAGUGAAAUGUAAUGAUUGGGAGUAUUAGUGAGGAAUCUUGUCCCAUAAAAAGUAUGUCUUGUCAAUGCUUCUCACAGCACAUACGGUGCACUCAAAGUAUUCAGACCCAUUGACCUUUUCCACAUUUUGUUACAUUACAGCCUUAUUCUAAAAUGGAUUAUAUUGUUUUUUCCCUCAUCAAUCAACACACAAUACCCCAUAAUGACAAAUCAAAAAAAAUGUUUUACGCUAAUUUAUUACAAAUCAACGAAACUAUUACAUUUACAUAAGUAUUCAGACCCUUUACUCAGUAUUUUGUUGAAGCACCUUUACAGCCUUGAGUCUUCUUGGGUAUGACGCUUGGAACACCUGUAUUUGGGGAGUUUCUCCCAUUCUCUGUAGGUCCUCUCAAGCUCUGUCAGGUUGGAUGGGGAGCAUCGCUGCACAGCUAUUUUCAGGUCUCUCCAUAGAUGUUUGCCUCAUGGUGGUGGCAACUUUCCUCCAGCCGUGACGCUUGGCAUUCAGGCCAAAGAGUUCAAUCUUGGUUUCAUCAGACCAAAUAAUCUUGUUUCUCAUGAUCUGAGAAUCCUUUAAGUGCCUUUUGGCAAACUCCCAGCGGGCUGUCAUGUGCCUUUUACUGAGGAGUGGCUUCCGUCUGGCCACUCUAACAUAAAGGCCUGAUUGGUGGAGUGCUACAGAGAUGGUUGUCCUUCUGGAAGGUUCUCCCAUUUCCACAGAGGAACUCUGGAGCUCUGUCAGAGUGACCAUCGGAUUCUUGUUCACCUUCCUGACCAAGGCCCUUCUCCGAUUUCUCAGUUUGGCCCAGCGAUCAGCUCUAGGAAGAGUCUUGGUGGUUCCAAACUUCUUCCAUUAAAGAAUGAUGGAGGCCAUUAGGUUCUUGGGGAACUUCAAUGCUGCAGUAAUUUUUUGGUACCCUUGCCCAGAUCUGUGCCUCGACCCAAUCCUGUCUUGGACAAUUCCUUUGACCUCAUGGCUUGGUUUUUGCUCUAACAUACACUGUCAACUGUGGGACCUUACAUAGACAAGUGUGUGCCUUUCCAAGUCAUGUCCAAUCAUUUGAAUUAACCACAGGUGGACUCCAAUCAAGUUGUGGAAACAUCUCAAGGAUGAUCAAUGGAAACAGGAUGCACCUGAGCUCAAUUUUGACUCUCAUAGGAAAAGGUCUGAAUACUUAUUUUAUUUUUUAUAUACACUACCGGCCAAAAGUUUUAGAACACCUACUCAUUCAAGGGUUUUUCUUUAUUUUUUACUAUUUUCUACAUUGUAGAAUAAUAGUGAAGACAUCAAAACUAUGAAAUAACACAUGGAAUAAUUUAGUAACCAAAAAAGUGUUAAACAAAUCAAAAUAUAUUUUAUGUUUGAGUUUCUUCAAAUAGCCAAGCUUUGCAUUGAUGGCAGCUUUGCACACGCUUGGCAUUCUCUCAACCAGCUUCACCUGGAAUGCUUUUCCAACAGUCUUGAAGGAGUUCCCACAAUUGCUUAGCACUUGUUGGCUGCUUUUCCUUCACUCUGCAGUCCGACUCAUCCCAAACCAUCUCAAUUUGGUUGAGGUCGGGGGAUUGUGGAGGCCAGGUCAUGUGAUGCAGCACUCCAUCACUCUCCUUGGUCAAAUAGCCCUUAAACAGCCUGGAUGUGAGUUGGGUCAUUGUCUUGUUGGAAAACAAAUGAUAGUCCCACUAAGCCCAAACCAGAUGGGAUGGCGUAUCGCUGCAGAUUGCUGUGGUAGCCAUACUGGUUACGUGUGUCUUGAAUUCUAAAUAAAUCAGUCAGUGUAACCAGCAAAGCACCCCAACACCAUAACACCUCCAUGCUUUACGGUGGGAAAUACACAUGCAGAGAUCAUUCCUUCAUCCACACCGCGUCUCACAAAGACACGGCGGUUGGAACCAAAAAUCUCCAAUUUGAACUCCAGACCAAUGGACACAUUUCCACCAGUCUAAUGUCCAUUGCUCCUGUUUCUUGUCCCAAGCAAAUCUCUUAUUCUAUUUGGUGUCCUUUAGUAGUGGUUUCUUUGCAGCAAUUCUACUAUGAAGGCCAGAUUUACGCAGUCUCCUCUGAACAGGAUGUUGAACUGUGAAGCAUUUAUUUGGGCUCCAAUUUCUGAGGCUGGUAACUCAAAUGAACUUAUCCUCUGCAGCAGAGGUAACUCUGGUACUUCCAUUUCUGUGGUUCUCCUCGUGAGAGCCAGUUUCAUCAUAGUCCUUGAUGGUUUUUGCGACUGCACUUGAGGAAACUUUAAAAGUUCUUGAAAUUUUCCGGAUUGACUGACCUUCAUGUCUUAAAGUAAUGAUGGACUGUCGUUUCUAUUUGCUUAUUUGAGCUGUUCUUGCCAUAAUAUGCACUUGGUCUUUUACCAAAUAAGGCUAUCUUCUGUAUACCACCUCUACCUUGUCACAACACAACUGAUUGGCUCACGCAUUAAGGAAAUUCCACAUUAAUCCAGGUGACUACCUCAUGAAGCUGGUUGAGAAAAUGCCAAGAGUGUGCAAAGCUGUCAUCAAGACAAAGGGUGGCUUUUUGAAGAAUCUCAAAUAUAAAAUAUAUUGUUUACCACUUUUUUGGUUACUACAUGAUUCCAUAUGUGUUAUGUCAUAGUUUUGAUGUCUUCACUAUUAUUCUACAAUGUAGAAAAUAGUAAAAAUAAAGAAAAACCCUUGAAUGAGUACGUGUUCUAAAACUUUUGACCGGUAGUGUAUAUACAUUUGCUACAUUUUCUAAAAACAUGUUUUCACUUUCUCAUUAUGGUGUGUAGAUUUUAUGGGGAAAUGUGUUCAUUUAAUCAAUUUUAGAAUAAGGCUGUAACGUAACAAAAUAUGGAAAAGGGGAAGGGGUCUGAAUAGUUUCUGAAUGUACUGUAUGAGUUUCAUGUACCAUAGCAGCCCGUGGCACACAAUGUGUUGAAUGUUGUGUUAACGUUAAUACACUGAGUGCACAAAACAUUAAGAACACCUUUCCUAAUAUUGAUUUGCACCCCAUUUUUCCCUCAGAACAGCCUUAAUUCGUUGGUGCAUGGACUCUACACAGUGUCGAAAGCAUUCCACAGGGAUGCUGGCCCAUGUUGACUCCAAUGCUUCCCACAGUUGUGUCAAGUUGGCUGGGUAUCCUUUGGGUGGUGGACCAUUCUUGAUAUAGAUCGGAAACUGUUGAGCGUGACAAACCCAGCAGCAUUGCGGUUCUCACACUUAAACCGGUGUGCCUGGCACCUACUAGUACUAAUAACCCGUUCAAAGGCAUCUUUUGUCUUGCCCAUUCACCCUCUGAAUGGCAAAAAUACACAAUGUCUCAAUUGUCUCAAGGCUUAAAAAUACUUUAACAUCUCUUGCCCUUCAUCUACACUGAUUUGAAGUGGAUUUAACAAGUGACAUCAUAAAGGGAUCAUAGCUUUCCCCUGGAUUCACCUGGUCAGUCUGUCAUGGUAUCAUGGAAAGAUCAGAUGUUCCUAAUGUUUUUUAUACUCUUUGUAUAACCUUGAACUGCUGUAGCUAAGUUGUGCCUGGUGAGCCCUUACUAGAGUUCAUGUCUUUCUCUUUCAUUCUGUCAACGACCCAAAUGUUUCUGUGUUUUCAUUUCAACUGAUCUGUGAUCGUUUGUAAUUUAUUUUGUAUAAUUUUUCUAAUAAACA
Molecule: messenger RNA, 8742 nt
Organism: Salvelinus fontinalis (brook trout)
Lineage: Eukaryota; Metazoa; Chordata; Actinopteri; Salmoniformes; Salmonidae
Product: 3'-5' RNA helicase YTHDC2-like
Cellular component (GO): intracellular anatomical structure
Molecular function (GO): protein binding; ATP binding; RNA binding
Source: RefSeq, a predicted model, not a curated record